AUGGCCUCGCAGCUGCAGGUGCUGGCCAUUGCCAGCAACCUCCUCGCGGGCGCCUUCCCCACGCAGCCCUUCCAGCUGUGCGACAUCCGUAGCAACUGCCUCUCCUCGCCGGGCUCCUGCACCAACGAUGCCGGUGUGGCUCAGCGCACCUCCGGCAGUGCCUUCUGUGGUUCCGCCACGGGCGCCCCGCCUUUCUCGCUGGCGCUGCUGGCACUGAGGGCGGGGCUGGGCGUGAGUGCUCUCAGCUGGGCAGUGGACUCGCCCUGCACGCUGGCGGGCAACGCCCCCGCGGUGGACAGCUGGACUGGCGUCGUCUGCGACCUCUCGGGCCAAGUCCUUAGCCUCAACAUGGCAUCCAACCUCUUGGAUGCGCGCAUGAGCGAGUGGGCUCAGACUCUCAACUACUACUGGUUCUUCGGCCCCUGGCCCUCAUUCCUCCUCACCAUGUCCUCCCUCUUAGCACUCAACGUGUCAUUCAACUACCUCGCUGGUCCCAUCACCGGCACUCCCUCUGCCUCCCUCAAGUCCCUCAACGUUGCCUCCAACCUCCUCUCAGGAACCUUCCCAGCAUCUUCCACCACCGCAUGUGAUGCAUGCAGCAACUGCCUAGCAGACUCCUCCAAGUGCCUUGCCUCUGGCUCCUCCUCCCAGAGGCUCGCCUCUGAAUGCUUCCUCUGCGAUGCUGGAAGUUCCAUAUUGGUGCUUGGCAGUCUUAAGGCGGCGCUGGGAGUGCCUAUCCCGGCCUGGGGAGUGAAAUCCCUGUGCACAGUGAUCCCCGUGGUUUCCGAGGACAUGCUCUACGCUCUUUGGCCAGGAGACACGGAAGGCGUGCAGUGCAGCCCGUCCGGUGCUGUGACGGCAAUCAACCUCAACACGCGCCAGCUGACUGGGUCCAUGCAUGCAGAUAUUUCCAAGCUCACUGCACUCAAUAUCAUGCUCCUCCACUCAAACUUCUUGGCUGGUCGCCUGGAUGCCUUCACCGUGCCCUUCACCUCCCUUACCAAGCUGGAGAACCUACCUCAGCAGCACUCAUAUGGGCCCACAAGUGCACUACCUGAGCCGAUCAUCCUCACCCUUUCACUUGAUUCCUUCCCAUCCACCUGCAUGUCCACACCCCCCAUCCUCUUCCCUGCAUGCCCUGCAGCCAACUGCACAACAACUACCUCAAGAGCCUCUCCAAGCUUGCCAGGCACUGCCAUGAAGCACCUGGACCUCGAAAACAACUACCUCAUGGGAACCUUCCCAACAGGCUCCUGGCAGUCCUGCUCGGCAUGCAUCAACUGUUUCGCGGAUGCGGCUGCUUGCACGGCGGACGGAGGCAACGGGGUUGUCCAGCGAGACACAUGCAGUAUCUGUGGCAGUGCCGAUGGCACGGGGGUGCUGUGUGGCGGCGGUGGUGCGUCCACCUGCCAGCCCACAGCUGCUUCCCUCGCGUCCCUCUCCACGCUCAACAGCCCAUCUGCCCCUGCGCUCCCUAUGGCGUGCUCCUUGCUCCCGGCUGUACCUGUCAACUCUACUGCCACAACUUACCUCUCCGCCAUUCGAAGCUUCCAAUUCUAUCCCCACUCUAUUCAUCGUCUCCCCACUUCCCCACUCACAGUGGCCGCGCUGAUGAGCAUCAAGAUAGUCUUGGGAGUGACGUACACAGGGUGGGCGGCAAAUGCUGUCUGCACGCUGGCAGGGACAACUGGCACUGUAACGAGUGGGAGCUUGACAGGUGUGGAGUGUGACUCAGCUGGCAACCCCGUCAAGAUAGCUCUCAACAACCAGCAGCUGUUCGGAGUGCUCCCUGCUGAUGUCACCAAAUUCACAGCGCUCACUUACCUGUAA
Molecule: messenger RNA, 1830 nt
Organism: Closterium sp. NIES-65
Lineage: Eukaryota; Viridiplantae; Streptophyta; Zygnematophyceae; Desmidiales; Closteriaceae
Source: the annotation of a GenBank genome assembly